Messenger RNA from Capsicum annuum, 1301 nucleotides. RefSeq names its product phosphoribosylglycinamide formyltransferase, chloroplastic. The record is from RefSeq and is a predicted model, not a curated record. Gene Ontology annotation, biological process: 'de novo' IMP biosynthetic process. The coding region runs from base 126 to 1028 and encodes 300 amino acids. Lineage: Eukaryota; Viridiplantae; Streptophyta; Magnoliopsida; Solanales; Solanaceae. Gene Ontology annotation, molecular function: phosphoribosylglycinamide formyltransferase activity. Gene Ontology annotation, cellular component: chloroplast; cytoplasm. The transcript has 5 exons.
ACACCCAAAUAUAACACACAUAAAAUUUCCUUCUCCAAUUUCUUCCUUGGCCGCACCACCACUUCCCCCCACCCUCCUCGUCCUUCCGCCGCCAACCUCCGCCGUCAACACCGCCGUUCACCAACAUGGAAGCUCAAAAUUUAUCUUUUUCACUUUCCUCCACCAUACCCACUUCACAAAUUCAAAUCCAAAAAACCCCUUCCCUUCAAUUUUUACUGAGAACUAAAAAAAACCAUUCUUUAAACCUUAAAGGGAUUUUCUUGAAACCCCAUUUUUGUUUUUCACCUAAAAAUAAAAAAAUUGAGUGUAGGAAUUGUUUGCAGAGAGUUGAAAGUGAAGGUAGUACUGUUCUUGAUGAUGGUGUUAGUAAACAAGUUAGGAAGAAGAAGUUGGCAGUUUUUGUAUCUGGUGGUGGUUCUAAUUUUAAGUCUAUUUAUGAAGCUACUGCUGAUGGGAUUGUUCAUGGAGUAGUAGUUGUUUUAGUUACCAAUAAACUUGAUUGUGGAGGUGCAAAAUAUGCAAGGGAGCAAGGCAUCCCUCUUAUUUUGUUUCCUAAAGCGAAAGAUUCAUCUGAAGGUUGGUCGACGGAGGAUCUUGUGUAUGCUCUAAGAACCUGGAAUAUCGACUUCAUUCUUUUAGCCGGGUACUUAAAGCUUAUUCCUACUGAGUUGGUCCAAGCCUUUCCAAGAUCAAUAUUUAAUAUUCAUCCGUCGCUUCUUCCAGCUUUUGGAGGCAAAGGUUACUAUGGCAUGAAGGUGCAUAAAGCAGUCAUAGCUUCCGGAGCUAGGUAUUCUGGUCCAACAAUCCAUCACGUUGAUGAGCAUUAUGACACUGGACGUAUUCUUGCUCAAGGGGUCGUGCCUGUGCUGGCUAAUGACACAGCAGAAACACUUGCAGCAAGGGUUCUUCAGGAGGAGCAUAAACUCUACGUAGAAGUAGCCGCAGCAUUAUGUGAAGAGAGAGUCGUGUGGCGCCAAGAUGGUGUCCCUCUCAUUCGGAGCAAAGAAGAUCCUGACCACUACAAGUAGCCAAAUGCUUCAUAAACGAAGUCAGAUGUUGGCAACUCCACAGAUAGAAAGUAUCAUUACUGAGCUUUGUGCUGAUACGAACAUGCCUCGUGGAAGCCGUACCAACGUCCUUAGUUGUUCGAUUGACCAUUAUACCGGAGAAAAUUCAGCGCGCUUCAUGUUUUAGACGUAUGUUGUACCUCUAUAUAAGCAAGCUGUUGUACCAAUAUGUUAUGGCAACUUUUUUAUGUUUUCAUAUUUGAAAGAAAUAGCUUCUUGUUGCUGGAUAUUGAA